This is a messenger RNA of Selaginella moellendorffii, 1519 nucleotides long. Its product is annotated as F-box protein At4g35930. Gene Ontology annotation, molecular function: protein binding. The transcript is spliced from 4 exons. The record is from RefSeq and is a predicted model, not a curated record. NCBI's taxonomy places the organism in Eukaryota, Viridiplantae, Streptophyta, Lycopodiopsida, Selaginellales, Selaginellaceae. Bases 25 to 837 code for a protein of 270 amino acids.
CCUAGGGUUCUUAGUAGGCGGCGAAUGAGCAUUGUUCACAGGCGGUGUGUGUGCCGGCGGCACGAGAGGUAUGCGCGCGACGAGCAGAGGCAAUCGUUCGAGCAGUCCGCCGGGUAUUAUCGGUGCCGCCAGUGUCAGGCAAGGGAUCGCCGAUCGUCCUCGGUCAUGAAUCUCAAUGUCUCCAAGUUCCACUAUCAGGAAGCCGCCACAGAGAUUUCCAGGCCGAGACGCAAGGGCAAGGUCAAGUGCCGCUAUGCCAUCUCAAAAUCCGUGGCCCGUGCCAGAAAAGAGGGGCUUUUGCUGGCGGGGAGUGAGGGUUUUGCGCCAAGAACCCCAAUGACGCCAUCGGGGCAGCUCUACCCUAAUGAUCGUCGGAAGGAAUCGCCUUUUGACCGUCUUCCUCUGGAGCUUCUGGUUCGCAUCGUCUGCAGUCUACACCAUGAUCAACUCAAGCCUGCUUUCCACGUUUGCAGACGAUUCAGACAAGCGGUCCUUAUAGCCCAGGAGUCCCAUUUCGAUUUCAGGACACCGAAUCGUGAGCGUCAAGUGGAGCUCGAGCUGAUGACUCCUAGACCCAAUGAACGUUGGCCAUUUGCAAGUCGCACUAGCGAUCAACCGACCACCCCGAUGGCUCCAAGACAUGCACCGAGGCCCCCUCAAGCUAGAAUAGCCUUGGGAGACUUGAAACAAGUGGCUGCUAAUCUCUUUCCGGGCGAUUACGAACAUGGCAUCGAGGAACCCAGGCCCGCGCCUAGAGCAAUCACAUCCCACCGAGUGCUAUUCACGGAGGAAGAACUCUGCCAGGCGGUGGCCAACAACACUCUAGAGCUCCUCUGAGGUAGACGUCUUGACAAGACGUCCCAAGUGUAAGUGCUCGUUUCACUAUUUUAGAUAAGAAGUCGGCAACUAGUUUAAAGGCAACUUGGAUCUCCACUUAGGGACAGGAGGAAGUAUAUAUAGUUCCUUCUCUACUUCAACUCCAGCAGGCUGAAAUGAAGACAGUGGCAAUGAAGACGGUGGCGGUGGCUCUCCUUGUGCUGGUGGUUUUGGGAGGGAUAGAGUCCCGUAAGCAGCUGGAAUGGGAAGACGAAGCUCAAGCUCGAACUGGAUUUCCAGCUGGAGGUUUCGUUCCAGCACCUCGCCCGAGGAAGAACUCUCAUCACCACGGCUCCCACGGCCACACUCCAGACGGCUCUUCUUACGGUUCCAGCAGUGGAAGUAGCAGUGGCGAUGGUAGUGCGAGCGGCUAUGGCUCUGGAUACGGUGGUGGCCCUGGCGGAGGCAGUGGCUCCGGCUAUGGCUAUGGAUCCAGCUCGGGCUCUGGGAGUACUGGCUAUGGCUAUGGAAGUGGCCAGGUUCCUGGGGCUGGUAGCUCAAGCGAAGACGAGUCCCACUUUCCAGGUGGAGUGCCACCCCUGCCAGAAAUGCCUGGGUUUGUUUAGAAAGAUCCAUGUUUUGGUAAUCCGCGAUCUUAUAAUGUAGUUAACGAUCUCAUAAUAUCUAUACCGAUCUUAUAUCU